AUGGACCUCGCAUGGACCGGCUCUCAACUUCACCCGAGAAAAGGAGGCUCGGGAUCUCAAGGAAAUCGACCCGAGACACCUGAGAGUCGGCAUGAGACACCUGAGAGUCGGCAUGAGACACCUGAGAGUCGGCAUGAGACACCUAAGUGUCGGCAUGAGACACCUGAGAGUCGGCAUGAGACACCUGAGAGUCGGCAUGAGACACCUGAGAGUCAGCAUGAGACACCUGAGAGUCGGCAUGAGACACCUGAGAGUCGGCGUGAGACACCUGAGAGUCGGCAUGAGACACCUGCGAAUCGGCAUGAGACACCUGCGAAUCGGCAUGAGACACCUGCGAAUCGACCUGGCAGUGGCAGCGGUGGAGCGGACCGUCACGUUGACGGCAAGAAAGUGCGUGUGGUGCAGUAUCCGUAUAAACCGCUGCUGCCACGGGACGGGUUCAGCUGGGUCAAGUACGGGCAGAAGAAACUCACCACGGGCGACAACAUGAUCAGUGCGGCCUGCUGGGACCCCUCCGCCUCUCCUGCUCAACUACCACAGUUCCUUCUCUCUCUUUCUCCAUUUCCUCCCACUCAUGAUGCCUGCAGGCUCUACUUCCAGUGCGGCCUGCGCACGUCCCACGCCUGCCCCGCACGCCGCACGGUGGACCUCAGCUGCUGGGACCCCUCCGCGCCUCUGGUGCUCAACUACCACUGCACGCACAACCACUUGCCGCACUACCACGUCGUUGGUGCUGCUACUACCUCUCCUGCGCCUCUGCCCAAGGACCGCUCAGUCAAAGUCCGCUCAGUUAGAACGAGGGGUUCUGCUGCUGUGCCUGCUGGUGCUACCGCUGCUGCUGCUGCUACUGCUGCUGCAGAUGGUGCCGACAGCAGCAUGGCGAGCAAGCGAGCGGCUGUUAAGGAGGAAGCAAUCGCGGCAAAUGGGACUGCUGGCAGACCGCUGCGAUGCCCGCCGUCGUUCCUGCCAGCCCUCGCUUCCAUCCCAGUCAGCGGUGCCACUUGGAAGGAUAAGUCCGAUCGUGCACCCUCCCGCCCUUCUUCCAAUGCAUCGUCUUCGUCCGGGCACGCUCCCGCCUCGGCUGUGGCAGACUGGCGGGCGGCACUGGAGGCACUGCUCAGUGGAUCACCUGUGCCUGCUGUCGCUCCCACGCCUGCUCCUGCUUCCUCUGAUAAGCCUGUGCAUGCGAGGGAGAGUACGGUGUCUCCUUUGGGGAGUCGUGCGGCCGCUGCUGCUCCCUCGCCUGCUCCUGCCUCCUCUGAUAAGCCUGCGCAUGCGCGGGAGAGUACGGUGUCUCCUUUGGGGAGUCGUGCGGCCGCUGCUGCUCCCUUGCACCCUCAGUCGCACCAGUUACCGGCUGAGGUGAUUGCAGCGUUGACGCUGCUGGUGCAGUCCGCACUGGCGGAAGGAGGGCACGUGGGGGCAGAAGAAUCUGAGUCUGUUCCGGCUGAAGGCACGCCACAGCAGCAGCAGCAGCAGGAGGAGGAGGAGGAGGAGUUACCAGGAUUGGAAGACACAGACUGCCUCUUUCCAGCCGCUCCCCUGACGCCGGCCUUCCAGAAUCCCACGAGUUGCCCUCCGCGGAGUUUCUGUAUAUCAGAAAACCUGGACGACGCUGGUUACUUUCAGGAGAUGAGCCCUGGUGGUGGCGCUGCUGCCGCUGAUACUCUUGCUGCUGCUGCUGAAUUACACCUGCUGCGUUCCGUAGAGGUCUCCGUUUUCUUCUCCAUGGCGGAAUCGUCCAUCACCACGCUCUGGUCGUGGAAGGUACGAGCACUCAGAUCAAGCCGCUCAGAUCAAGCCGCUCAGAUUAAGCCGCUCAGAUCAAGCCGCUCAGAUCAAGCCGCUCAGAUCAAGCCGCUCAGAUCAAGCCGCUCAGAUCAAGCCGCUCAGAUCAAGCCGCUCAGAUCAAGCCGCUCAGAUCAAGCCGCUCAGAUCAAGCCGCUCAGAUCAUGCCGCUCAGAUAAUGCCGCUCUGUGCGUGACCCACAUUCUCUCCCUCCGCGCCACCAGUGUGCCUGAUCCGCAGUCCCUCCCCUCCGCUCCCUCCUCUCGUCAGGUGCGCGAGCUGACGGAGAAGGAGAAGGAGGGCAGUGUGUUCCAGCUGCCGCGUGCGCGAGCUGGCAGAGAAGGAGAAGGAGGGCAGUGUGUUCCAGCUGCUGCGGCGGGACGUGACUCGCUUCCUCACCACCAUCCUCAUCGGCACCACGUAAUGCCCACGUUCUCCCUUUCCGCGCUCUCUUCUUCCUCACGCAUACCUCUCUUCUUCCUCACGCAUACCUCUCUUCUUCCUCACGCAUACCUCUCUUCUUCCUGCCUCACCACCAUCCUCAUCCACACCACGUUCCGCCCUUUGUCGUCUCCUUUCUGUCAUUUCCACCCGAACACUGUCUGCAACCUGCUUCUGCCGUUCAGUCGUAGCACCUUUGCGCCCCCCAUACCACUCUUUCAACCCUCACACGCUGUUGCUGCUGACUCCUUGGUGAACAUUUGGGCAACGGCUUUGGUCACAGACGCCGCUACAGCGCUCUUUGGGGAGGCAGGGGUCAGCGCUGCUACAGGCGUGAUGACGAUCCUGCUGCUCGUCUUUACAGAGAUUGCCCCCAAGUCCAUCGCCGUGCACAACGCCACACAAGUCGUCCGUGUCGUGCUGCGCCCAGUGGCAUGGCUGUCAGUCGUGCUCUACCCCGUGGGUCGCCUCUGCACCUAUGCUUCCACGGGCCUCUUCCGCCUCCUCGGCCUCAAGACCAGCGGAGAACCGUUCGUGACAGAAGAGGAGCUGAAGCUCAUGCUGAGGGGGGCGGAGAUGAGUGGCGCUAUUGAGGAGGAGGAGCAGGAUAUGAUUGAAAAUGUUCUCGAGAUCAAGGAUACCUACGUGCGUGAGGUGAUGACCCCUCUGGUCGACGUGGUGGCGGUGGGCUCGUCUGCGUCGCUCAUGGAGCUGCGGGCGCUGUGGGUGCGCCACCAGUACUCGCGUGUACCUGUCUACGAGAGGAGGGUUGAUAACAUUGUUGGCAUUGCGUAUGCCAUGGACAUGCUCGACUAUGUGGAGCAGCCGGAGCUGCUGCAUCGCUUGAGUGUGGGCAGGAUUGCACACCGGCCGGCGUACUUCGUCCCUGACUCCAUGUCGGUGUGGAACCUUCUGAGAGAGUUCCGCAUUCGCAAAGUGCAUAUGGCCAUCGUGCUCAACGAGUACGGCGGCACCGUGGGGCUGGUGACACUGGAAGAUGCUGUAGAGGAAAUCGUGGGGGAGAUUUUUGACGAGAAUGACUCCAAGGAGGAGAUUCGGCGCAAGACGGGGUACAUCAUUCAGAGGGCGGAGGGCGUGUAUGAUGUGGAUGCCAACACCACCGUUGAUGACCUUGCUGACAUCCUCCAAGUCGUGCUGCCGCCCAGAGCUUCUUUCUACGAGACAGUAUCUGGUUUCGUUUGUGAGGCGUUUGGGUACAUCCCCCGCACUGGUGAUACUAAAAUCAUUCGGCUGCAGCGGAAGGAGAGCGAGGAGGAGGAGGAGGGCGACGGGGCCGAGGAGGGAGGAGCGGGUGGGAAGGGAGGGAAGGGGCGGGAGAGGGACGGUGGGGACAAAGGGACGCGCAAGCAGCUGCUGCGAUUCCAGCUCGAGAUUUUGUCCGGUAAUGCAAGGAAGGUGGUGGCAGUGCGAUUCGAAGAGCUGAAAGAGACGGAAGGGGCCAGUGGGGGCGGUGUGAAGGGAAAGCUUGGUGCGGGGAAGGAAGAGGAGGAUAUAGAGAAGGAGACAGAGAGGAAGAGAGAGAAGGACAGGGAACGAGCGUUGGUGGAGGAGUGGGAGAGUGAGAAGCGGAGGGAGGGGAGGAGGAAGGAGAGGAUCAGCCAGGAAGUGAGGUCGAGGGGGUUGGGGGAAGUGGGGAGAGGGGAGGGGGAAGGGAUGGGCGAGGGGGAGAGUAAGUGCGAGACGUGUGAGCAGAUGAAGCUGGGGAGGGGGAAAGCGGGGGGGAGGGGUGUGUUACUGGAUAGUGAGAGUGAGGGGGAGGAGGGGGAGGUGCUGAUGGGUGGAGGGUGGUUGACAGGUGGAGACGGGGAGGAGGGGGGGUAUUCUGAGGGUGUGUUGUAUACAGACUCUGAUAUGGGGGAGAGGGACAGUGAGAGGGACGGUGUGGGGGAAAGUGGGAGUGAGAGGGGGAGUGGGAAGGAGACUGAGGGUGGGAGCGUGAGAAGAGGAGAGGGAGGUACUUUUGAUGGGUCUGAUGGUCAUGUGGGGCUGGAGGGGGGCGCGGGAGGAGGAGGCGGGGGAGUGAGGGAGUUUGAGGGUGUGGCGAUGGCUCAGGAGCAGUACGACCGGUGGGAGGAGAAGGAGAAGCAGGUGAGGGUUGGCGGCUGCUUGCAGAGGGGCUGGGAGGUAGCACAGGCUAGUUGA
Molecule: messenger RNA, 4392 nt
Organism: Closterium sp. Naga37s-1
Lineage: Eukaryota; Viridiplantae; Streptophyta; Zygnematophyceae; Desmidiales; Closteriaceae
Source: the annotation of a GenBank genome assembly